AGUACUCGUAUAUCCAAACCUGGCUGCUUUUACUUCCCAUUACACAGCUCGUCUGCGGAGGAGCUGUGGAAAAGCUGAGGAAUACUAAUUCACAUUGGUGCUCGGGUGAGAAGAAGGAGAAGGAGAAGGAGAAGCCUCCGCCGCAGUGCUUUGGAGAGAGAGAGAGAGAGAGAGAGAGAGAGAGAGAGCCGCUCUCCACCUCUGAGACAUCUCCGUCAUGUGAUUGUCCUUUCCUGCCAGUCUUUAGCUUAGCUUCUUUUUUUUAAUUAUUUUUUUUAACCCCUUCUUUUUGCAUUUCUGCUUCGUGUAGAAAGACAAAGUGUACAGCAAAAAAAAGAGAACCUGUGCUUUCUGAAAUGGUGGAUUUGCUCCGAGAGAUUUGAAGGAAGGAAGGAAGGAAAGGGGACAACACGACGUGCAAGGGAGUUUGUUUGUUUGUUUCUUUGCAGAAGAAACAGAAGACAUCGGGGUGAAGAAUAACCAUCACGACAAUACUGGGACAUUUUAUUUUGUGUGUGCGCGUGCGUGCGUGCGUGUGUGUGUGUGUGUGCGCGCGCGUGUGUUUCGCAGCGAAGACACACCGAAGGCAUUUGGCACGAGCUUCGGAACGGUCUCAGAGGCAACCUCUAACAAUGGGAUUUCAGGAGUACUGAAGAGAUUCUGACAAAAGGCAAGGAAACAGAGAAAGCAGCGAGAACAAAAGAAGAGGCUUGCCUGGGAGCUGGGGGCGCUUCUAAAAAAACAAGAAAAGGAUCCGUUCUUUGGGCCUCGGCAGGGGGUGUGCAUGCUGCCCCCUCAACUGGACAUUCUUCUUUGUGCCAGAGUGAGACAACAAAAGCAAGUAUGCGCAAUAAACUGAGCAAGUUCCGGGAUGCAGGCUGCUGGCGCAUGCUGGGGCUGGGGAGCAGGACUAUAGCGCUGCUCCUACUGACAGUCAUGCUGCUGGCAGGAGCUCAGGCGUCAUCACCCCAGGGAACCUUGGAGGUGCUGGGGGACAUGGCACAGCUGGAGGCCUCCAUGCACUCUGCGGUGCUCUCUGACCUCCAGGAGGCGCAAGCGGUAGUGUCGGCCGUGGCGCAACCGAGCGGCUUCCCCGAUUCCUCCGCGGUAGUGGGAAGGAUGUUCCAGAUGCAGAUCCCCACAAAAGCCAAGGAUUCUGGGAGCAAAGUUACGAUUACAGAGGCAGGAAAAGAUACACUACCAUCAUGGUUGCACUGGGAACCAGUGAGCAGCACCCUUCAAGGACUUCCUUUGGAGGUAGACAAGGGUGUCCACUAUAUAUCAGUGUCUGUUGCUAAUGCAAGCCAUGUGUCGCAGAGUCCUGAUGUGUUUUCCAUUGAGGUUCAUCCAGAGGAACAUGCUGACACAGACCCUGUUCAGUUAACAAUCCAGUUAACUGACAAUGAUUCUCAGCAUUUUGUCUGUGGCAACGAAGAGCCCGUUACUGUGCUUACAGUCAUUUUGGAUGCAGACCUCACCAAAAUGAGCUCCAAACAGAGAGUUGAGCUUUUGGCCAGCAUGAAAAAAUUCUCGGGAGUAGGACUUCAGCAUAUGAAGGUCUUGCCCGUUGUCAACAAUCGCUUAUUUGAUAUGUCUGCCUUUAUGGCUGGGCCAGGAAAUGCCAAAAAAGUCGUAGAAAAUGGUGCUUUAUUGUCCUGGAAACUUGGCUGUGCUUUGGAUCAAAGCAACAUUCCCAACAUCAGCAGCGUUCAAGUUCCAGCAAAGGAAGGGACAAUGUCAGCCCAUUUGGGAUAUCCAGUGGUGGGAUGGUACAUCGCUAACAAAAAGCCACAUGUACCUAAACGAGUACGGCGGCAACUUAAUACCCCCACCCCUGUGCCCUCCUUGCUUCCUCCAACAACAUACCCCGAGCCAUCAAGCCGCAUUGUGCCCACUCCUACAUCCCGGUUAAUUGGACCAACAUCAGACAGUUCUUCACAACCUGUUCGGGGCCCUGUUCCACUGCCUGUGAAACCUACUAUUCGCACCAGAGAUCCGAUUGCUCAUACUCCCACAAUAGGACCCCCUCAGCCCACAAAAAUUAUGGACACUACCAGCACUAUGCCAAUCCAACCCACAGUAACCAGGCCAAUUUAUGUUGGGCCUUCUGUAACACCACCAACACCGACCACCAAGAAACCAACAAAAAAGCCCAGGAAACCCAAGACCACCCCAGUCCCGAAGGAACCGAAGACGACCACAGCCAAGCCACCCAGAAGUACCACCUCCUCGGUUAUACACGAUGGCAAUACAAGACCAGAGCUGCGGAACCCAAUUGAUCAAGUCAAGUCAUUCAUUGGCACAUACUUUGAGGUGAAAAUCCCAUCUGACACAUUCUUUGAUCGAGAGGAUGGAACAACAGACAAGUUAAGAUUAACUUUGAGGAAGAACGCUGAUGUUGUUGGUGAAGAUUCCUGGAUUCAGUUCAACAGCACAAGCCAGUUGCUUUAUGGAUUACCAGACUGGCAGCAUGAGGGCAAGCACGAAUACUUUAUGCAGGCAGCUGACAAAGGUGGUCUCUACACAACAGACGCCUUUGAGGUCCGUGUCAGUCGCUUUGGAAAUAACGUUAAGCCCCCAGUCCUGUUUGCUGCUCGAUUCCAGGGAGAUCCUCGUUCAGUUACCAAUGAUAUCCACAAGAAGAUCCUUCUUGUCAAGAAAUUGGCCUAUUCGUUUGGCGAUCGCAAUUCUAGUUCAAUUACACUGAAAAAUAUUACCAAGGGAUCCAUUGUAAUCGAGUGGACCAACAGCAGCCUCCAACAAAGCCCAUGUCCCAAGGAGCAAAUUCAGGCCAUGAGUCGAAGGAUCUCCGAUGCUGAAGGCAAACCUUCGCCGAUAUUCAACAAUGCCAUGGAGCCAGACUUCAGACCCAUGAACAUCACUAUCAAAGGAACGGGUAGCUGCCGCAACUACUUAUUUGUUCCACCAGGUGAGAUCCCAGACCCCGUUCCACCUGCUGUUACACCAGCUGUUGGAGCCGGUCGACAGAGCAAUGACGAUGUAUAUCUUCACACGGUCAUACCGGCUGUGGUGGUUGCAGCGAUCCUGUUGAUUGCAGGCAUCAUUGCUAUGAUUUGCUAUCGCAAGAAGCGCAAGGGGAAACUUACCAUUGAAGACCAAGCAACCUUCAUUAAAAAAGGAGUUCCCAUCAUUUUUGCAGAUGAACUCGAUGACUCUAAGCCACCUCCAUCUUCUAGCAUGCCCCUUAUCCUUCAAGAGGAAAAACCUCCUCUCCCACCACCAGAGUAUCCCAAUAUGGCCAGUCCAGAGACCACACCUCUGAACCAAGACAUUUUGGGAGAGUAUUCAGGCCUACAAGAUGAGGACCCCAAUGCCCCUCCUUACCAGCCUCCACCCCCUUUCUCUGCUCCCAUGGAGGGUAAAGGGUCUCGCCCUAAGAACAUGACCCCGUACAGAUCACCACCUCCAUAUGUGCCACCCUAAUGUUUAUAGAUCCCUCCAGUGUGGAGGACAGGGAACUUGUGCAGUUCCAAAACCAGUGUUGUCUCUGCAUUUUUUGGAAAUCGGAGGGGCAUUACAAUAUGAGACAUUGGAUCGGGCGGGUUGGGAUGAUUUUGAUAAAACUGGACUCUUUUUUUUUUUUUUUUUUUUUCUUUCUUUCUUUCUUUUUUUCUUCUCUCCAUUGGAGUGGUGAUGAUGGGGGUAUAAUUAUAUAAUCCUCAAAGACAGCACCAACAACCUCAGCCUCAGGCUGUCUGGCUACUGCUGAUCAGUUGGAAGAUGCACCCUCCGAUCCUAGCGCUUUUGUGUCUAGAUGGGCUUUUCUUUUUUUUUGUUUGUUUGUUUGUUUGUUUUAUCAUUUGUAUUUCUUUUCGACUUAUUUCAAAAUCAAACUACUUGCCUAACAGCACUCUUUUUAUCUUCUGAACUCUUUGAAUAAUACAUAAAGACAAUAAGAAAAAGUGACUGCAGGUGCAAGUGUUUCAUAGUGACAUUCUACAAAUAAAGAAAAAAAAAACUUGACCUAGAGGUACAGUUGUGCAGACAAUUAUGGGCUUGUUUGAUUCAAUAAGGUUUGCCUUUUAACAUUAAUUGUACUGUUUUUACCCUUAUUCACAUGUCUAGUAAAGAUGAGCAUAAUAAAGGUAGCCAAAAACCUUCAGAGGGAUAGAACCUUUUUUUUUCUUUUUUUUUUUUAAUCCACUGUAAAUUUGAGGGUUGCUAGAUUUCUUUUUUGUUUUUGUUCGUUUUUUUUUAAUUCGUUUUCUAUUUUUUUUUUUUUUUUUUUUGGUGGGUGUCAAACAACACUUAAAAAAAAAAAAAAAAAAACGUAUCGUAUCCCUACGUAAUGGAAACGAGUUAUGCUAUGGAUGUUCUGGAUAAAUGUUUGAGGAUGUGUUUUUCUGUCCCUAUAGAGAUUCAUGCCAGACCUAGACAUGGAGAAAAUGUGCCAUUCUAAUUUUGAUCUUUCUUUCUUUCUAAUUUUAUUAUUAUUAUUAUUUUUUUUUUUUUUUUUUUUUUUUUUAAUGCUCGAAAUUACUGGGUUUUAUGGCCGUUUCGGUUUAUCGUAAGGAUAUUAUGGCAUGAUGUAGCUGCUGUACUUUCAAGGAAACGUAAAAAUGGGUAGAGUCGUUAUACCUACAUGUCACAGCAGGCAUUCGCUACUCCUUUCCCCAUUUAGUACUGAUACGGUUUCCAUUAAAUGAUUUGAAAGACGCGCAGUCUAGCUUCACUUUUCGAAUGAUUUGAUCCUGUUUCACGGUUUCUUUUUGUUUGUAUUUUUUCUUCUUUUUUUUUUUUUUUUACUUUUCAAUAAUGAUUAUCGAGUGUAUGCCUUGACUCAAAAAUAACUGAAAAUAAAGACUGAAUAUUUUAAUAAAGAAUCAUUCUCUAAACAAUGGCAUCAUUUAUUAAAUGCAACACUGAUCAUGUCGGGUUUUUUGCCUUGGCAGCGAUGCAGCAAGUGUCUUCUGUAUAAAUAGUGUCUUUCUGCCUGUGGAUAUAACUGUAUUUAUAGUCCAGAAGUGUGUGCAUUGAAAUAUGGCAGGGGGCGAGGGGAAAAAACAAGUCUAGUCCUAGACAAAGAGGUAAGUAUAUCAAAUGUCUGUAGUGAACUUUUCCUUAAUUUAGUUUAUCAUCAGAAAUUAUAUAUAUAUAUAUAUAUGCGUCUAAUUUUUUAAAACUUUUUGAUACAGUUUUAUUAAAAACAAUAAUGUAUUGUAUUUUGUAACCAUCUUUGGAGAGUGCAGGACAGUAUAGAUUUACAUAUAAAACCCCUUAUAUGUAUAGAUAUGUAGCCUGAUUUUAUUUUCAUUGCUGUGUUCUUGUUAUAAUCUGUUAUGUGCUUCCAUAUCCUUUCGAUUCGUUUUCAUGACUUUGAUCAUUCGAUCACAUUAGCGGUGUUCUUUAUGCUAAGAUUUACCCGCAUGGCCUACUGAUCUGUGGGAUUUCUUCUGUUUUGCAUGUUUGCCUUGAUCCUAACACAGAUUGCAAUUUAUUUCUAUGCUGAUUUAUCAUAUUUAAGACAUGUUUAUGAUUUCCUACACCAUGGGAAGAUGCAAAUUAACCCAGUAACUUUUUGCUUAGCAAGAUGUGUAGUGUGAUGUCAGGCUUUUUUCUUUUUGUUGCAGGGUUUAAUUUCAUUCAUUAUACAUUAAACUGGUUUAAGGCUUUUAGAUGAUCGAGGGAAAAACCAAAGAUGUAAAUGUGACAUGACCAUCACUGGGAAUUGUUGAGUUUCUCUCUUUCUCUCAUAUAUCAUAUAAAGGAUGGCACAACUGGUAGAAUUCCAUCAGUCUGUUUUGUUUGUUUGUUUUGAACAGUGUUAUGUCAGUCCUAAUCUCUGACAUUCAUAUUAUCCUUAUUUGUCAGCAGUUUGGUAAUUUUCUUUUUCUUCUCCUGUAUAAAUCAAAGCUCCUGAAUGUAUUCUGAAUUCUCUUAUUUCUAGCUUAACGAAAAAUAUUAGCCUACAUCAACUGAGAUUACAUUGCGAUUGCUACACCUUUACAACUUUUAAUUUGAAUGCAUAGCGUGGUGUAUCGGGGGGGCGGGGGGGGUCUGUAGCUGUGUGUUCAUUUUUCCCUGCUGCUUUUUUAUACUUUUCCUUUCCCCCAGGUGUGUUGCGUAAGCCAGAGUUCUCUGCUGUAAUGCUCAUUUUUAGCCUGCCCUGAGUGUGAUUUAAUUUUGCUCCGUUUUUACUCUAAAUUUGAUUGGAACAGUUACGGUGUGUGUGUGUGUGUGAAUUGAAUCAACUAUAAUUCAUGGAGUUAAAAGCAGAUUCAGGGACAUCGCUCACACUUUGUCAAGCCUUCCGGUUAAUUACUACAUCUUAUAAUCAAGACAAGGGUGGUAUAAUAAAUGCUUGAGUGCAGAGAUGAUUUGUUUUCUUUCUGUGUUUAAUAGCAUUGAUUUCAUUUGUCACUGGACACUGUAUGUUGGACUCUGGUAUUAAAAAUUGUUCUCACCAAAAACUGUGUCCUCAUU
This is a messenger RNA of Hemibagrus wyckioides, 6444 nucleotides long. RefSeq names its product dystroglycan 1 (gene dag1). The transcript has 3 exons. NCBI's taxonomy places the organism in Eukaryota, Metazoa, Chordata, Actinopteri, Siluriformes, Bagridae. The coding region runs from base 844 to 3444 and encodes 866 amino acids. Gene Ontology annotation, cellular component: basement membrane; dystrophin-associated glycoprotein complex; dystroglycan complex. Gene Ontology annotation, biological process: morphogenesis of an epithelium; nerve development; axon guidance. Gene Ontology annotation, molecular function: calcium ion binding; laminin binding. The record is from RefSeq and is a predicted model, not a curated record.